CCGUUUUGCUUUGCUUGUUCUGCCUCUCUGUUCUUAUUCUUCUUCAGUCUGCCAUUUCAUCUUCGUUGUAUCGCACUGUGGCUUCCUCGCUCAGCUGAACGAAAACAAGGUUGAUAGCUUCCGCAUUCACAUGUCCCUUUAACGUUGCCUUCAAUUUGGCUGAAAUCUGAUUAAAAAGCCAUGCAGAAGGAUACUAGUCUACAUGUCCCUGCCCCGUCAACCCCCACUGGUCGGGUUAGGAAUCGGAAACGCUCAAAUGAGGCCAUUCCAGAAGAUGGCAAAGCAAAUGGAAACCAUUUACUUGCUGAUGACAAGAACAAAUACAAGUCUAUGUGGAUUCGUGCUCAUUCAACAUUUUGGAUGAUUGCUGGCUUUGCUUUAGUAAUCUAUAUGGGUCAUCUCUAUAUUACUGCGAUGGUGGUGGUUAUUCAAAUCUUUAUGGCAAAAGAGCUUUUCAAUUUACUCAGGAGAGCUCAUGAAGAUAGGCAGCUGCCAGGAUUUAGGCUAUUAAAUUGGCAUUUCUUCUUCACUGCAAUGUUAUUUGUGUAUGGACGAAUCCUGAGUCAACGUCUUGUCAACACUGUGACGUUGGACAAGGUUUUAUUUAAGCUUGUGAGCAGCCUUAUAAAGUAUCAUAUGGCAAUCUGCUACUCCUUGUACAUUGCAGGGUUUAUGUGGUUCAUUCUCACGUUAAAGAAGAAAAUGUACAAGUAUCAAUUUAGCCAGUAUGCUUGGACACACAUGAUUCUGAUUGUUGUGUUUACACAAUCUUCCUUCACUGUGGCAAACAUUUUUGAGGGAAUUUUCUGGUUUCUUCUUCCAGCAACACUUAUUGUCAUUAAUGACAUUGCUGCUUAUAUCUUUGGUUUCUUCUUCGGAAGAACCCCAUUGAUCAAGUUAUCUCCUAAGAAAACUUGGGAGGGUUUUAUUGGAGCAUCCAUUGCAACCAUAACCUCUGCAUUUCUGCUAGCGAACAUCAUGGGUCGUUUCCAGUGGUUAACGUGUCCAAGGAAGGAUUUAUCAACUGGUUGGCUUUAUUGUGAUCCUGGUCCACUGUUUAAGCCAGAGUCAUACCCCUUACCAGGAGCUAUUUCUCAGUGGUUUCCUUGGAAAGAGAUAUCAAUCCUACCAGUUCAAUGGCAUGCUUUAUGUCUUGGCUUAUUUGCAUCAAUUAUUGCACCCUUCGGAGGUUUCUUUGCAAGUGGUUUCAAAAGAGCUUUCAAAAUAAAGGACUUUGGUGAUAGCAUUCCAGGACAUGGUGGAAUUACUGACAGAAUGGACUGUCAGAUGGUGAUGGCAGUUUUUGCAUAUAUUUAUCAUCAAUCAUUUGUUGUGCCGCAAAGUCUGUCAGUUGAAAUGAUUUUGGAUCAGAUAUUGAUGAACCUAUCAUUUGAAGAACAACGAGAUCUUUAUACAAGGCUGGGUCAGAUGCUGAGUGGAGGCUUUCAGAGGCGGCGUUAGAUUUCUACUUUGUGAUUUCAUCAUCAUUAAUUAAUUAAUGAGGGAUGAUUAAUAGAGAUAAUUUGUACAUGCUUGUUCUAAUUUCUUAGAUAAUAUUGUUUGAAAAACCAAGAAGCUGCCUAUCAGGAUGUGUAUAGUAGACCUUUACCACUAAUGUUUAACUAAAUUUCUGCUUUAGCACUUGAAAGGUGAUUACGCUUUUUUCUUUUUGAAAUAAAAUUGUAACAUUGGUCUUUUAAA
Molecule: messenger RNA, 1701 nt
Organism: Neltuma alba
Lineage: Eukaryota; Viridiplantae; Streptophyta; Magnoliopsida; Fabales; Fabaceae
Product: phosphatidate cytidylyltransferase 2
Exons: 12
Coding region: 181-1461 (426 amino acids)
Cellular component (GO): endoplasmic reticulum membrane
Molecular function (GO): phosphatidate cytidylyltransferase activity
Source: RefSeq, a predicted model, not a curated record